UGAAUCGACCAUAAGAACCUUGUUAUCUGAGAGUUCAUAACGCUAUUAUUUAUUUAAAAUAAUUUAUUUGUAAGGAGAAACGAUCAAAUCUGCUUGAUUAUUAUUACCCGAUUCUUCGUAACAUAACCGGGUGAAUGUGAAUUUUGGCAAUCACCGCGCGGCAAGGUGGAUGUCACUUUCUUGAUAACCGGUAAAGUGGGUGGGAGUCGGUAUAAAGAGAGGAUAUAUCCUGCGGCGAUGGUCAGUGAGUUCUCAGUGAGAGUGCCGUGAUCAUUUCGCCGUUCUACCGUGAAAGUCAAAUAUGAAGGUGACGGAACUCUUGAUAGUGACGUGUUGCUCGAUAAUCGCCGCACGAUCGGAUACCGAUGAGGAGUUACUGAAGAGGGCGUCGGAACAGCUCGAGCGAUUGGCGCCGUAUCGAAGAAGGGCCGAUCAAGAGGCGCUCGAUCUCGCGAACCUGCUGGAUGCGUGGAGGCCGCCGAUGAAUGAAGACGAUUCAAAGGAGAGGAAGCUCGACCAGGCUGCGCCGUGGGAGAUUCUCGAGAUUCUGCCCGAGCAAACGGACGACGCGGCGAAGCGGACAGACGACAAGAAGCAAAUAAUGAUCGCCGACUUAAUCGCCGAUCCCAAGUACGCCACGAUGAUGCAGGAGAGAAUAAAGCGCGGUUUCGACGCCGGCUCCGCCAGUCUCAUCACCAGCAUAGCGGGCGGCGUGCUCAGCGGUGUCGCGAGCGCGUCGAGCGGUUCCGCGGCGAAAGCGUCCGCGGGCAGCAGUCAACACGAUUACGGCCAACCGGCUUACGGCCCACCUCCGGCCUAUUCGUACGACGAGAAGCCCUUCGGUGCUUGGGACUUCAAGAAGACGAUUUUUAGCACAGUGUUUCAAGCUCUCAAGGCGAUAAGCGGCGGCGUGCUGGCUCUGAAAGGACAGCUGGUCAAAGGCGGUGGUUAUUUGCUCGCGGCGAAGGGCAAAGUUAUCAGUAAAACAGGGGACGUGAUCACGUCCUUUGGUAAACAUCUGACGAGUAGUGUGUCAACCUAUCCAGCGUCCUAUCCGCCGGAUACUUACACGUACGAGCAACAUCCGCCGGCUCAAGACUUAGGACACGAUCCUAAUUAUCAAGGACCACCGCCGGGGCCUGAUGGAUAUUCCGAAGCGAACGAUUAUCCUCCGCACUCGGCGUAUAGCGUGCCAUCAGAUGACAACAAUCAGGGCGGCUUGCUGAUCGUGGCGCCGACGAAAUCUGACCCGGAGAGCGACCAGCACGCGAACGUAGCGGAGGCGAAGCCGGACCUCACGAAGUUAGAGGAGAGCUUCGGCGGCCCGACGAUCAAAGACUUCUUGAUCAACGUGCCGAACGGCAGCGGCGGCCAAGCCAUCGGCGACCAAGACGAUAACAACGUGAACGCUCCCAUCGCGCAUCCAGCACCGACCUAUGGAGCGGCCGAACAUUAUUCCUCGCAUCACGACAAGCCGGUGCACGACAGUUACCCUGUAGUCGAUCAAGAGAACGUUUACCAUCAUCACCCAGCAGCGGCGCCACCGUCGCAUCAUUUCCCGAACCGUCUGCCUAUACAGCAGAGCCUGGAGUACCCACCGCUGCAUCUGUCAGAACUCGAUUACCCACACGGUGGUGGUCUGCACGGAGCCCUGCCGCCCGAGUUACCGCUCCAUGACGGCACGUCGGUGUACGCGAGUCUCACCGUGGACACCGAGCCGCACUUGCCCCUGCUGGGCUUGCCCAAACUACAACCGCACGUGGAUUUUCACGGGCAGCCGCAGUUCGCGAAUCUUCACAACAGUUUGGACGGUCCGCUGAGGAUACCCCUCUUAAACCCGUUGCCGGACUAUUGGCAGAGUCCAAGCUCGCUCGGCACGCUAAACUCCUUUCGUAAGAGGAACGUCCCGCAGAGGCGGAUGUUCGCCCGCAGACAUGCGCGUUACUCGUCGUCGACGAGGCCCCAUCGGCUGUAACGUCGAAGCAGUAAUCUACGCGUUCGCGUACUAUCCACACUCGAGCAAGUACAAGUACAGAUUGCCGUAUCCUUAUUACGGACGGUAAGGACUUCU
Dinoponera quadriceps is the source of this 2071-nucleotide messenger RNA. RefSeq lists its product as uncharacterized. The record is from RefSeq and is a predicted model, not a curated record. Bases 302 to 1975 code for a protein of 557 amino acids. Lineage: Eukaryota; Metazoa; Arthropoda; Insecta; Hymenoptera; Formicidae. The transcript has 6 exons.